GUCGUGCCCCGGGGUCUGUCCGACCAAUCGCGCCUCGUCAUUUUAAGCGGGAACUCUUCUCGCGACCUUGAACACACUUUAAAUUCAUCGCGAUCUCGCGUGAGAAGAAAAACCAAGUUGCAAGUUUUCUUCAGAAAGUGAAAGUUGGUGUAAAAAUUCGUGCUGUUGACGCGAUCCAUUGUUCCCGAGAUAUCCUCCUUUUCCUAUAUCAAGUUUCGCAGUGCGUCGACGUUUUUCAAACAAAACUUUGCAAAAAUUAGACCAAUUGUAGAUGCGAAGAGAAUUGUCGAAUAAAAACAAAAGAGAGUAAUAGGAGUUCGCGCGCGAUUGCAACAAACCUGUAAAAAAGCCGUGGUAUUGCGUUUUGUGUUUUUAAUGUUAAAUUGAUUGUCUGUAAUUGUCAAUAUAAUGGCGGAAGAAGAAACUGAAGAAAAGGAGUAUCGUUGGGAAACUGGUUACGAAAAAACAUGGGAAGCGAUCAAAGAGGAUGAUCAUGGAUUAUUAGAAGCAUCUGUCGCAGAUAUAAUACACAAUGCUAAGAGAAAACGUCAGUUAGAACGGAAACAAGGUGCCAGAUUGGGAAUGAUGAGACAUCUUUAUAUCAUCUUGGAUGCUUCUGAAUCAAUGUCACUUCAAGAUUUGAAACCAACUCGUUUCCUAUGUUCUCUAAAGCUUCUAGAAGACUUUAUCGAAGAAUUUUUCUAUCAAAAUCCUAUAAGUCAAUUAGGAGUGAUUAUAACAAGAAAUAAAAGAGCUGAGAAAAUUAGUGAUUUGGCUGGUAACUCGAAAAAACAUAUCAAGGAAUUACGAGCCUUACAAUUGACUGCAAUGACUGGCGAACCCUCGUUGCAAAAUUCUUUGGAAUUGGCCACAAAGUCGCUGAAGUUAUUACCUUCUCACGCCAGUAAGGAAAUCUUGGUAAUCAUAGGUGCUCUUACCACAUGUGACCCAGGAGACAUCAACGAAACAAUACAAAAUCUAAAACUGGACAGUAUCAGAUGUAGCGUAAUAGGACUAGCGGCUGAAUUGUUUAUCUGCAAACGAAUGGCGAGUGUCACCGGUGGCGAACACGGUGUUGCGCUUGACGACAAGCAUUACAAGGAGCAGUUAAAUGCGCACAUAGAUCCUCCACCUGCGGCGACGCGUUUAGAUGCUGCACUUGUUAAAAUGGGCUUUCCUCAUCAUGCUUUGCAGUCCAACGUAUCGGACACUUCUAUAACCGUGUGCAUGUGCCACGCAGAGAAUUCCGACGACUCGGUAAAACUUACGAGUACAGGUUACCUCUGUCCUCAGUGUCUCAGCAAACAUUGCGAACUUCCCGUGGAGUGUAGAGCUUGCGGUCUUACUUUGGUGUCAGCUCCUCAUUUGGCGCGAUCGUAUCAUUAUCUGUUUCCCGUUGAGCCUUUUAAGGAAGUUGCGUUUGAGGACAAUCACACUUUCUGUUUCGGUUGCCAAAAAGGAUUUACUCAAAAGGACAAAAAGGUUUAUAUAUGUGAAAAAUGUAAUCAAACAUUUUGCCUGGAUUGCGAGAUAUUUAUUCAUGAAAUUUUGCACACGUGUCCCGGUUGUGCAACAAAUCCUGAAACUUACAGAAACUCUGCCGAUCAAUCUUAAUGCGAUUUCGGUGCAAAUUUUACAUACAUAAAAAACAAUUUUAUCUUAGUCUAGCAUUUAUUGGUUUUACUCUGUCAAAGAGUAACAAAAACUAAUAAUACUUUUUGACAGAGUAACGAAACUAUUAAGUGCUACGUAAAAUUGUUAACAAACUCUUAGAAUUUGUAAUGUGAAAAAUGUGUUGUGUCACACUUGUAGAAAUUUUUGUAUAAAUACGUAUUUUAUAUGAAUAUUGUUAGAAAUAAAACACGUAAUAUUGUGUAAGUUUAUCAAAAUC
Messenger RNA from Pseudomyrmex gracilis, 1891 nucleotides. It is a transcript of the gene Ssl1, whose product is annotated as general transcription factor IIH subunit 2. The record is from RefSeq and is a predicted model, not a curated record. Gene Ontology annotation, molecular function: zinc ion binding. NCBI's taxonomy places the organism in Eukaryota, Metazoa, Arthropoda, Insecta, Hymenoptera, Formicidae. Bases 409 to 1614 code for a protein of 401 amino acids. Gene Ontology annotation, biological process: nucleotide-excision repair; regulation of transcription by RNA polymerase II; DNA-templated transcription. Gene Ontology annotation, cellular component: transcription factor TFIIH core complex; transcription factor TFIIH holo complex. The transcript is spliced from 8 exons.